Molecule: messenger RNA, 3145 nt
Organism: Lasiosphaeria miniovina
Lineage: Eukaryota; Fungi; Ascomycota; Sordariomycetes; Sordariales; Lasiosphaeriaceae
Exons: 3
Coding region: 204-2915 (903 amino acids)
Molecular function (GO): protein binding
Source: RefSeq, a predicted model, not a curated record
CCCCUGGAUAAACCCCUGGAUGCCGGCGCACUUCCAGAUCCUAUCUCGCAAUAUUUGCGCCUUGCGCAGCAGUCGAUAGGAGUUAUCGAGAGAGGGAGAGGAAGAGGAUCGCAUCGCCUAGUGAGGCUUGGGCGGAUACGCAGCACGCUCAAUGGAGGCUGGAAGCUGAAAGCUAACGACCUGCUCGUCAUUUCUAUAGGGUAAUGCCCGAAGUGCCCCAGAAUAUGCAAGAGGACCUUCAGCGCAUGGAGCUCGAAGCCCGCGAAGCCGCUCCAAGAAGAGAGUCAAAAAUUGCGGACAGCUUCAAGCCUUUCCAAAGUCCCGCCAUCGGUGCGACAGCGAUGGACGCGCCGUCUUUUUCACCAUUUCCCAAGAUAAAGGGAGAGAACAUCCCCCCGAGCGACGAGGAGAAGGAAGGCAUCCUUUGGCAGGCGCGCGCCCUCGUCCUCCACUCCAAUAAUGUCUCGAUGCAGGUAACGUGGGCUAGGGAUACACUGUUAUGGAUCGAGGUGUCUGCCGAUGCGCAUGCCCGGGAAUGGAAGCGGACGGGGAAAGGCAGAGAACGGCCGCCGACGCCCAAGGCCGAGCACGACCUGCGCGUCGACGCCGUUAACAUCAUCGGAUACCUGGCCGACCAAGACCACCCGGAGGCGACCUUUAUGAAGGGCAAAUGGCUCGAAUUCGGCAAGUUUGGCUUCCGCGAGGACAGGAGAGAAGCAUACACCCUCUACAAGAAAGCGGCCAGGGGCAAGAACGGGCGCGCAGAAUACCGGAUGGGCAUGUUGUACGAGAACUCCAACGACAUCCUAAAUGCCAUCAAGCACUACGAGUAUGGCGUGGAUAUGGACGACUCUGCAUCAAAUUACAGGUUGGGGAUGAUGCAUCUCAUGGGACAACACGGCUUCCCACGCGAUUAUCUGCUGGGCCUGGAGAUGAUUCAAAAGGCGGCCGACACGUCAGACGAGGACGCACCCCAAGGGGCAUACGUCUACGGCAUGCUCAUUGCUCGGGAGCUACCUGACAUCACCGUCCCAGAAACAAUCCUGCCGUGCGACCUCACCGUCGCCCGGCAAUAUAUUGAGAAGGCGGCAUAUCUCAGCUUUUCCAAGGCGCAGCUCAAGAUGGGCCAGGCCUACGAACUAAGCCAGCUUGGUUGUGAUUUCAACCCUGCAUACUCUCUUCACUACUACGGCCUCGCGGCGCGUCAAGGGCAGCCCGAAGCAGCGUUAGGUGUGAGCAGGUGGUUCUUGUUCGGGUUUGAGAAUGUCUUCCCGAAAAACGAGCAGCUGGCGUUUAAGUAUGCCCAAGAAGCCGCCGAGUCAGGGCUCGCAACUGGCGAAUUUGCAAUGGGCUACUAUCAUGAGAUCGGGAUCCACGUGCAGAAGAAUAUCCGGGAAGCACGCAGGUGGUACGAGCUGGCGGCUGAGCACGGGAACAAGGAUGCACUUGAGAGAAUCGAGUCUCUGAGCCAGUCGAAGACGCUGACAAAGCAAGACCACGAAACUACAACUUUGACGCGUAUAAAGUCUCAACAUGGAUCACAGCGUGGCAAGCGACCCGACAGGUUCGCAAGACAGCCCGCAGUCCUACCAACCCUGAAGGAGUCGGAGCCGGCGCCCGGGGCCGACGACUCGAUUGAGUUUCCGGAUCCUGAGCGACCUAGCAGCAUGAACUCGCGGACGCCUGCAUUUACCGUUAAUAUUGACUCGAGCCUUGCUAUGCGGCCAAAGUCUGCCGCCCCUUAUCCCCUCGACGACAGACCGGCAGCCCUCAACGUCCGGCCUAAAUCCACUGCCCCAUAUCCAGAAGACGAUAUGCUCGUCCAAAGGCCACAGUCACAGUAUCAAAACCCGUCCGCCCGCCUCUCCAUAGGUGCUGGGCCGCAGGCAGACCGGCCAGGCAGUGCAUUUGGUAUUCGCCCGCUUUUACCCAACAACAACCCGAACCCGAACACCAACCCCCCUUACCCUCAGCCAGGUGCUGGCCGUGGCUCUUACCCGCCAAACCAAGCUGUAGGUGCUGGGUGGGAGCCACAGGUGCCGUCCAGUUAUCGGCAGCCCAGCGCUAGCCCCUCAAGACAAGAGUAUAGAAACGAGGGUCAACAAUGGAAGCCGCAGCCAGACCUGCCAUCUCAGCGUCUGGGAUCGACGAAUGUUGGACCUAGAGUUACCGUCCCAGCUGGAGCUGCUCCUGUGGGCGACCCAACUCGGAACCGCCUGCAAAAGUUUAAUCCCAGCAUUACUAGUCCUCCUCAACCGGGACCGCAAAGCCCACCUUACGGUCAGCAGUCAAGGCCUGGCUACGCGUCGCCCCCCAACCCUGCAGCUCCUGGCUACGCUUCGCCACCCAGUAUGACCAGCCCCGGCGGUCAGCCCGGCUACGGCCCACGGACUGCCAGCAGGCCGGUUAGUGAUACUUACGAUCGCUACGAUCGCUACGGUGCUGGGCCCCCACCUGCGGGCAGCCGAUUGUCUUCCUCGGUAAGCGCAGGAAACCUGCAGCCACAGAGGCUCGACAACCUCCCCGCGCCAGGUCACGCGAGGCUACCGUCGGGCGGGCCGAGCCCACUGAAACAACGGCCGGUUCAACCUGAUGGGCGGGCCACCGCGCCUCCAUCACAGAAUAUGAGGCCGAACCCCUCGCCAACAGGACCCAGUCCCGGUCCUAGCCCCGGCCCCAGCCCCAAUCCUGCGAGCCAGGCAUCAAGCGCGGCGAGCACGCCCAACCUGCCUGGUCAGCUGGGGCGCCCCGGUGGCAAGCCAGCCCGAGUCCCGACGGACCAUCCGGAUGGAAAGACGAUGGGUCAGGGGCCCGCGACUUUUGAGGAGAUGGGAAUCCCCCAGGGAAAGAACGAGGGCGACUGUGUGAGUAUUGUUAUGGCCCCAUUCCGGAGCCUUUUCCGGUUUCUUUGCUGACAUGCGUAUUCAGGUUGUGAUGUGAAUCAAGUGGAUGGGUCACGUUGGGACAGGAGGAUGGUGGCUGGGAUUUUAUCCGGCAUUCUGUUAUUGGUUGAAAUUACGCUCGCAUAUUACCCAGCGAGUUUUGUUCCUCUCUCUCAUCAGACGGAGGAAUAGAGGCUAUUGCUUUGGAGCUUUACUGGGGCGGUGAUGGUUUAGAUACCAUCAAUAUUCUUCCAACUUUCACG